Molecule: messenger RNA, 366 nt
Organism: Rangifer tarandus platyrhynchus (Svalbard reindeer)
Lineage: Eukaryota; Metazoa; Chordata; Mammalia; Artiodactyla; Cervidae
Source: the annotation of a GenBank genome assembly
AUGAAUGGAAAGGCAGAGGGAUGGAUGAAAAAUGAAUGGUUAUUUGGGUUAGUGGAUGAGUGCUUGCAUGGAAAGAAAGUGAAGUCGCUCAGUCGUGUCCGACUCUUUGUGACCAUGGACUGUAGCCUACCAGGCUUCUCCGUCCACGGGAUUUUCCAGGCAAGAGUUCUGGAGUGGGUUGCCAUUUCCUUCUCCAGGAGAUCUUCCCCACUCAGGGAUCGAACCCGGGUUUCCCGCAUUCUAGGCAGACGCUUUUACCGUCUGAGCCACCAGGGAAGUCGCAUGCAUGGAGGAAAGAUACUGAACGGAAGGAUUAUAGAUGGAGGUGAAAAGAUCCACAGACGAAGUCGGUGUAGGGUAUGCUGA